Plectropomus leopardus (leopard coralgrouper) is the source of this 2485-nucleotide messenger RNA. It is a transcript of the gene aspn, whose product is annotated as asporin (LRR class 1). NCBI's taxonomy places the organism in Eukaryota, Metazoa, Chordata, Actinopteri, Perciformes, Serranidae. Gene Ontology annotation, molecular function: protein binding. The record is from RefSeq and is a predicted model, not a curated record.
CUCUCACCCUAGCAGCAGUGGUUUUCCGUCGGUGGGGGUGUUCUGGGGGCAGUUUGUUUUUUUUAACUUCUGGUGAGAGAGGGUGCUGUUCUCUGUUCACUGGGAAUGUAUUGACUGAGGAUCCAACUCUCAGCCUUCCAGCUGGACCCUGCUGCUGCUCUGCUCACUGCGUGGGGUUUAAACCAGGACACAAACACACCUGAAGACUGAGGUCUCCCACUGACCCGUCUUCCUAUUAAACCAUGAGGAUCUUCCUCCUGCUCUGCCUGCUGGCACUGGGCAACGCCAAACCCUACGAGCCAAUCAAUGUCAUGGACUUCAUGAAAAACUAUGACAUCAUGAUGGCUGAUGUGGGCGAUGACGAUGAUGACAAUGACGAUGAUGAUUAUGAUGAUGAAGAUGAGAGCUGUCCGGCUGGUUGCCACUGCUCUCCCAGAGUGGUCCAAUGCUCCGACCAGGGUCAGAUCUCUGUUCCUGAGAAGAUUCCUGAAGACACUGUGAUGCUUGACCUCCAAAACAAUGAUAUCACUGAGAUCAAGGAGAACGACUUUAAAGGGCUCCACAAGCUUUAUGGCCUGUUUCUGAUCAACAACAAGAUCUCUAAGAUUCACCCCAAGGCCUUCAGAAACAUGGACCAUCUCAGACUGCUGUACCUCUCAUACAACCUGCUGACUGAGAUCCCUGCAAACCUGCCUCCCAAUGUCGUCGAGCUCCGCUUCCACGAAAACAAGAUCAACAGAAUCCAGAAGGAUGCAUUUAAAGGCCUGAGGAAACUCCACGUGCUGGAGCUGGGCGCCAACCCUCUGGCCAAUAGCGGGAUUGCACUGGGAGCUUUUAACGGCGUGUCAACCCUUUAUGUUGGUUUAGCAGAGGCCAAGCUAACCGCUAUACCAAAAGACCUCCCGUCCUCCAUCACAGAGCUGAGCCUGGACUACAACAAGAUCUCUAAGGUGGAAAUAGAAGACUUCAUAAGAUAUAAAAACCUGCAGAGGCUAGGACUUGGUUUUAACCAGAUCAAGUCUGUAGAAAAUGGCAGCUUUGCCAGCACCCCAAAUGUCCGUGAGAUCCACCUGGACAACAACCGUCUGAGAAAGGUCCCACCAAGCCUCAAUUCCCUGCGCUACCUCCAGGUGAUUUACCUCCAUGGCAACAAAAUCAGCAGUGUGGGAGUCAAUGACUUCUGUCCCAUCACACCCGGUGCCAAGAAGAACCUGUACACAGGCAUCAGUCUGUUUGCCAAUCCUGUUAAAUACUGGGACAUCCAGCCAGCCACCUUUCGCUGUGUGAGCGGACGAAGGGGCGUUCAGCUCGGAAACUUCAGAAGGAAGUAGAGAGUGAAAACGAUGAGCUCCAGACAGCUGAGAUACUGUCACUAUCCUCCUUACAGUAUAAGGAAGGAGUAGGAUAUAAUUCUGAUUGAUGAAACAAGAUGGAACUGGAUUUCUAAAGUCAUAGCUAUUCAGGAAAGAGCAACAAUUUCAUAUUCUAUUGAUAUAUAUUAGAAAGUGUAGUACAGUAGGGGAAAAAAACAACCAAAAAACUGUAGAUGUCUAGAUGUUGGUGCAGUGGCAUUAAUGUUGAAUCAUAAGCUACAACACUAAGAAAAUAAUUCCAGCCGCUACAGACAGUAUACAGGGGGUGGACGCAAUAACAUGAACAGCUGCACAUUAUAAUGAAACUCAAGUCAAGUGUCCCGCCUGCCUUUGUGAGGUGAUUCUUUGCUUCUGAACUUUAGCUGUUAAAAUUUCCCAGGAAUAAAGCGCCUCCCUCUGGUCAAGUUAAGAGCAAAAUCACCCAAUGAUGCAACUGAAGUUGUAGUACCAUCUGAUGCCUUUUUAGGUGAUCCUUUUAAAUUUUUUUCUUUCCAGUUUAAAAAUAAGACAACUUUUAAUAAAAUACUGAACUGAAACAUUUCCAAGUUCUAAAACACCAUGAACAAAAUACCUUUUCCUUUUUUGCUAUUUCUAUAUCUAUUUUAUUUAUGCCUCUUUUUUUAAAAAAAAGUUGAGACAUGGUAAUCAUCAUAGCAGAGUCACUGUAUGGCCAGAGCUGUAAAAUAGGAGCCUAAAAACCACUUGUACUUCAACAAAUGUUCCUUCCAGCAGAAGUCUGUACAGUCAAUGAAUGACGCUGGCAUUAUUUAGUGCAAUAAGUCACUUUGAAGUCCCAUGUCUGUCUUUAUGUGGAUGUUUUAUAUUAUCUCACUGCAUGUCUGAAUUGUCUGUAUUUAGCGGCUGAAAGCUACAUGUCAGACUGGAUUAUACAUUGUCCUUGAUGUAAACCCAAAUGUCAUUUUGUUUUAAUUAACUUUAGCAACCAAGUGAAAUAAAAUUAAUACUGCAAUUAUAAGUAGGUAAUGUAAAACCCUACCAGAAACGUCUGAGAGCAUCUUCCUUACAAACAUGUUUCCCCCAGUGUUCUCUCCUCUGAAAAUGGUGCUAUAUUUAUUUAGUAUGUCUUUAAAUAAACCUGGAACACCUCCCCA